Messenger RNA from Gordionus sp. m RMFG-2023, 2856 nucleotides. RefSeq lists its product as uncharacterized. Lineage: Eukaryota; Metazoa; Nematomorpha; Gordioida; Chordodea; Parachordodidae. The coding region runs from base 1 to 2856 and encodes 951 amino acids. The record is from RefSeq and is a predicted model, not a curated record. Gene Ontology annotation, biological process: regulation of transcription by RNA polymerase II; neuron differentiation. Gene Ontology annotation, cellular component: nucleus. Gene Ontology annotation, molecular function: DNA-binding transcription factor activity, RNA polymerase II-specific; RNA polymerase II transcription regulatory region sequence-specific DNA binding. The transcript is spliced from 7 exons.
AUGUUGACCUCUCAAAAAGAUUCACUCUCCUCUGCCUACAAUCAUAAAAUAGGUCAAAACGAUAAACCAGGAAAUACGAUCAUCCGUUUACCUCCCAUUGCGCAUUCCCUCUCCCGUUACCCAGGUCACCAGAUUUAUCAUCCGGGGGGAGACCACUUUGCUUCCGUAAAUUUUCAAAAUAGAGAUAAUCCCUACUAUGAAACUUUUUACGACAAAUUAGGCUUAGUCAAAGAAAUAAAUAGCCACGCGUAUACCAGAUUAUUCACGCCAUCAUUUACAAUCAUAUCUACCUCCCUUCCUCCUGAGCAACACCCAUGUCGAGAAGCUAUUUAUGCUACCACGACAUCCCUCGUUAUUCAUUCGUCGGAGGAUGGUGGUGGGUCCAGUGGUCACGUAGGCAAAUGCGUAGAACUUUCUCGGGGUUUAAAAGAUAUUUUACGAAGUGUUAGCAAAUCGGAGGAAGGCAUAACCGAGUAUAACUCUACGGGUGAUAAAUAUAGGGUAUCCAUUUUUUCCAACACCGACAUGGGGGAUAGGAUGCCCCUCUUCUCUCCCGUCUCAUUAUCGUUUCCGCCUCUUACCCCUUCACACACUACGAAUCGCUUCAUUAUAUCUCCUACUUACUUGGAAUCAUUGCAAAAUAAUUGCUGCAACUAUCAAAAUGAUACCCAUCUUAGGUUCUUAACGAAGCAACAAAAAGAUAUAAUUUUUAUAAAACAGUCAGUUACCGAACCCUGUUGUAAUAAGAAGUAUCUCAAAAAUUUUCGUACAAGCGAAACGAAUAACUGUUAUCACCUAAACUCCGUAAAUUCAAAUACUAACAACCCACCAUGUCAAGCUAGUGUAUUUAGUCCCUCGUCUUAUACGCUAGGGCCACCACCUAAAUUAGCCUAUAUCAGUUGUGACAUGUCCGACAAUAAAUGGGUGGUAGGAGAAGAUGGGAUCAGAGAUCCCCGAGAUGGGAACGAUUGUAUCCACAAUGAUAUGGAACAACGCAUUAUGAGUAUGAGUAGCAAUAUAGAAAGCAUAAAUAACGUUAUCCCUCGUGGGACCAAUUACCAUCAACGUAAUGGGUCCGUUGAAGGUUCCGUUUUCGUAACCUUGCUCAAUAAAAUUGAGGAACCCUCCGGUUUUAAUAGUUUCGACAUUCCGAAUUCAUUUAAAGUGAUAAAUUCCUUUCAAGAUUCGUUUCAUUCUUUCACAGAUCCGAAAGAGGAAAGAAGAAGAGGUAAAAAUAAUUAUUUUACCUAUCCCUUGGAAGAUAAGAAUUUGAUAGCACUAGAUCGAACUGAAAAUUUGGCAUCAGAUAAAGCAAGUCCUUCAUGUGCCAAAUGUCAUUUGAAGAUAACAGAUAAAUAUAUUUUGAAAGUGGCGAAUGAUUAUUGGCAUGCAUCAUGUCUCAAAUGCAGCGAAUGCGGCGAAUUGCAGGAGAAGAAAUGUUAUUGUCGAGACAAUCAUGUCUAUUGCAGGCCCGAUUUUUAUAGAAAAUACGGUAUAAAAUGUCCAGCAUGCGGAGUGGGAAUUGAACCUGCCACCUCUGUUCGAAGAGCCAACGAUAAAGUUUUCCAUUUAACUUGCUUUUGUUGCGUUAUUUGUUCCAAAACUCUAGACACCGGUGAUCUAUUCUAUCUAAUGGAAGACGGUAAAUUAGUAUGCAAAUCGGAUUACCAAUCAUCUAAAGACCGAGAUUCCGAUUCUGGAAGCAAAAGACCAAGGACAACUAUAACGGCCAAACAGCUGGAAACCUUGAAAAGCGCUUACACUGCUAGCAGCAAACCAGCUCGCCACAUUCGAGAGCAAUUGAGUCAUAAUACUGGUUUAGAUAUGCGAGUUGUACAGGUAUGGUUUCAAAACCGACGAGCCAAGGAAAAAAGGUUAAGGAAAGACGCGGGCCGACUCCGAUGGGGGCAAUAUUUUAGGUCAACAUCCGGUUACGCAUCUAACAAUCAAACCAACCAGACAGCGAAUCGAAUUGGAGACAAUGAUGAUGCAAUGAGUGAUGUCACGUCCUCAAAGGUUGAACAAUCACAGGGAGCCGUCAAAAAAUACGCCAUUAAUCAUCACGAAGAGUUGUCCCGCCUGACACCUUCUUUUUCUUCACAGAGUUCACAGCUAUUGAUGAUGUCCUUGGAUGAAUCUAACGAUCAAAUUAUAUAUGACGAUAACUCCUCUAGACUGAGCUCACCUACGUCCUCUCUUUCUGAUGAUGAUGAAAGAGACACGAACGAUGACAUAGAUGAAGACAAAUACGUCAUAUUGACUCCAGAACCUCCCAAAUAUUCCCAAAAUGUUUUCGAGAAAAUUCCCCAAACACGAAUGGAAAAAAAUGAUUCGUCUACAACGGAGGAUGAUGAAAUUAUUACCAGCGGUCGAAAAAAACCGAAUGGCAAAAUCAAUCACAACCAUAUUAACAGCAAUAAUGAUAACAUUUGUAGCAAUAACUAUAAUAAGGAAAGAAAUGAAAAAAAAAGGAAAAAAAGGAAGAAAACAACUAGCACGGGAACAGGUAUAACUUUGAACCGAGAUAAAACCGAAAAUUCUAAAACAAAAACCGGCGGUAAAUUGGCGAACAAAUUAAGCAAUGGAGACGGUGCGACAAAUCAAAGAAUUAGAGGAUCACUCCUUGUGGAUGAAAAAACUUACGAUCAAAGAAUGUUCUCGGACAACGGUCCUGCUUACAAAACUCAUUUCAUAGACAAAAUAAGCAACCAAUCGAAACCCACUGUUGAUGAUUACGUCACGGAUUUUACUGAUUACAUAAUUAACAUUCCAUCCCAUCAUAAAUCAACUAUGUUAGGGAAAGAAGGAUCGAUAGGCAACUUGGAAUAUAACAGAUUAUACGAUGAUAAUUUUUAA